GGCACUGAACUGAACUGAGACGCAGGCAGCAGAGGAGACAGAAGCUCACAGGUUCAGGACGCAGUUAGUUCUGCUGCCUCUGGGUCUCCAGUCCCCAGCGUCGUGAUGGGGCUCAGCCAUACCCCGGCCAAGUCUCUAGACAAGUUCAUCGAAGACCACCUCCUGCCAAACGAGGAGUUCCGCACGCAAGUCAAAGAGGCCAUUGACAUCAUCUGCACUUUCCUGAAAGAGAGGUGUUUCCAAUGUGCCCGUCACCGAGUUCGAGUGUCCAAAGUUGUGAAGGGCGGCUCCUCAGGCAAAGGCACGACCCUUAGAGGACGAUCAGAUGCUGACCUCGUCGUCUUCCUCACCAAUCUCACAAGUUUUCAGGAACAGCUUAAGCACCGAGGAGAAUUCAUCGACGAAAUUAGGAGACAGCUGGAAGCUUGUCAAAGAGAGGAAACAUUUGAAGUGAAGUUUGAGGUCCAGAAACAAUGGGAGAAUCCCCGCGUUCUCAGCUUUGUCCUGAGGUCCCCCAAGCUGAACCAGGAGGUGGAGUUCGAUGUCCUGCCUGCCUUUGAUGCCCUGGGUCAGUUGACCAAAGGUUACAGACCUGAUCCUGAAAUGUAUGUCAAGCUCAUCCAAGAGUGCAAGGAACUGGGGAAAGAAGGCGAGUUCUCCCCCUGCUUCACGGAGCUGCAGCGAGACUUCCUGAAGAGUCGUCCAACCAAGCUGAAGAGCCUCAUCCGCCUGGUGAAGCACUGGUACCAACAGUGUAAGACGAAGUGGAAGAAUAACCUGCCCCCACAGUAUGCCCUGGAGCUGCUGACCGUCUAUGCCUGGGAACAAGGAAGCGCAGAACCAGAAUUCAACACAGCUCAGGGAUUUCAGACUGUUUUGGAGCUAAUCCUGAAGCAUCAGGACCUCUGCAUCUACUGGAAAAAGUAUUAUGACUUUGAAAACCCUACUCUUGGACAAUACCUGAGAGGUCAACUUGCAAAACGCAGGCCUGUGAUUCUGGACCCGGCUGACCCGACUGGAAAUGUGGCUGGUGAAGAGCCGCAGAGGUGGCAGCUGCUGGCACAGGAGGUUAGAGUCUGGCUGAGGUACUCGUGCUGCAAGAACUUGGAUGGGACUCCAGUGAGCACCUGGUAUGUGCCGGUGACGCCUCCUCAUUACGCUUACGACCGGAUGGCACGUUGAAAUAACAACGUCUAGAAAUACUACUUAAGUCAAAUGCAAUUUCAUCUCGGUCUUUGUAUUCUUUCAACAUGGGCGCCCUCUGUGACCCAUCUCCACGUUGACACCAAAGCCACGCUGCCUACCUGGAGCUCCCAGACAAUGACCAUGGGUGCCAGGGACACUCAGGCCGCCCCAUCCCUGAGAGUCAGGGGAAGCUCCGACAUGGGACAUUGGCGAAAGGACUCUCCACCACCUUGCUGGACCUUGUCUUGACUGCAGAGCCAACUGUCCUUCCUUCUUGCCUUCUUCACCCAGAGUCAGAUUAGAUCAGGGCUGUCAGCUUUCCCAGCUUCUUUAAGAGCCCUGAUCAUUGUCUCUCACCUGGUGUUUCCCCAAAUAACAAUCUGCCGCAUUUAAUCUCACAUUGGCAUCUGCUCCUUAGAGUGACCCAGACCCACACAAGCACCUCUGCCGCCACCCUCAAGGUAGGUGUGGGCUCUUCAGCAAAUCCUAGCUGUGAUGAUGACCCGAGGUGCCAUCCUGGUCAUCCUCAGCCAUCACCUCUUCUCAGUCAAUGUCACGGCCUAUGAUUAACUGAAUUGCUAAAUAGUUGCUUAAUUUAAGAGCCACACGGAUCAUAUGGUAGAUAUCAUAUCCUAUUGUUAAUUCUUGAGGAACUCUCACACUGUUUCCAUAGUGGCAACACCGAAUUGCAUUCUCAGCAAGAGUGGUCAAGAGUUCCAGGCCCUCCACAUGCUCACCAUCACCAGUGUCCUUUAACACAUGUGAUAGCUAUGCUAACAGGUAAAAGCGAUGCCUUAUGAUUUUGAUUUCCAUUUCCCAGAUGAUUCAUAAUAUUGAGUAUGGGAAUUCCCUGGUGGUCCAGUGGUUAGGACCGGGCGCUCUCACUGUUGGGGCCAGGGUUCAAUCCCUGGCUGGGCAACCAAGAUCAGGCAAGCUACACAGUGUGGCCAAAAUAAUAAUCAUAGCGAUGAACAUCUUUUCAUAUACCUGUUGGCCAUUUGUAAACCUUCUUUAGAAAAAUAAAAAUCCAAUCCUUAGCCCAUUAUAUAGUUAGGUUAUUUGUCCUUUAGCUAGUGAGCUGUCCAAGUGAAAGUCGCUCAGUCAUGUCUGACUCUUUGUGACCCCAGGCACUGUAUAGUCCAUGGAAUUCUCCAGGCCAGAAUACUGGAGUGUGUAGCUUUUGCCUUUUCCAGGGGAUCUUGCCAACCCAGGGACCGAACCCAGGUCUCCCGCACUGCAAGCAGGUUCUUUACCAGCUGAGCCACCUGGGAAGCCCAAGGCCCUCAUUAUUUUGUCACUAACCCCUUUUCAGAUAGUGGUUUGUAACCAUUUUCUCCAUUUCCAUUCCCUUUUCUCCCUUCAUUUUAUACCUGUUUUUCAUUUCUAUUUUAUAUUGGAGUAUAGUUCAUUUACAUUGUGUGUUAGUUUGAAUGUACAGCAAAGUGAUUCAGCUCUACGUAUAUCUAUUCUUUUUCAUCAGUUACCUUUUCACUUCCUUGUGUUUUUUUUCAUUUGCUGGGCAGAAGCUUUUUAGUUGGAUUAGUUCCCUUUUGUCUAUUUUUGUUCUAUUGUCAGUGUUUUGUUUACACAUUCAAUUACACUUUGGCAAAGUUGUCAAGAAUAUACAAUGAGGAAAGGACAGUGUCUUCAAUAAAUCAAGCUGGGAACAUUGGAUAUCCACAUGCAAAAGGAUAAAAUCACACCUUUUCUUCCAGCAUGCACAAAUAUCAACUCAGAAGAGAUAAAGGCCUAAACAUAAGAGCUGAAACUGUAAAACUCCUAGAAGAAAACACAGGGAGAAAGCUUCAUGACAUAGAUUUGGCAAUGAUUUUAUGAAUAUCAUAUCAAAACACAGACAAAUGGGGGUGAGUUGGUGGUGCAUACUAGUUCUGCUAUGUGGAUGCCAAAUAUUCCAGCAGCAUUUGCUGAAGGGACCGUCCUUCCCCACUGUUCUGCAGAACCACCUCAGACAUAUGUCCAGAGUCAUGUGUGUGAGCCUGUGUUAUCCUGUUGAUCAAUUUUUGUGUCCUUGGUUUAAUACUACCUGUACUAAUUGCUGUAGCCUGAUAUUAAUUCUCAGUGUCUUGUAGAAAACUGUGUUCUAUCCAAACUAAUGUCCUCUCUUGGCUCUUUCUAUUUCUAUGUUAAUAUUAUACUCAGUUUGUGAGUUUUCACCCAAAAUACAGGGAGGCAUUUGAUUGGAAUUCCAUAAAUUAGUUCAGGGAAAAUGACAUCCAUGUAAUACUGAGAAUUCCAGUCCACAAACUUGGAACUUCUUUCCAUUAAUUUUCUUCUUUAAUUGCUCUGUAACCACAUUUUAUAGUUUUCCCCUGCAUUGCUAUUACAUGUGUUUUCUCAUAUUAUUCCUAGAUAUCCAUAUUUAUAUUAGUGUACUUAGCAAGCUUUCUUUAAUUUCAUUUGUAAUGUUGAUCUCAUGAAGACCUCAGGGUUUUCUGUGGAUGUGUUGGAUUAUAGUAUAAUGAGUGAGCUUUAUACUUCUCUGAAUUUUGUGGUUUUAUUGUAUUUUGCUGUAAAUCUAUAUCCUGUAUGACUACAAGAAACAGUAAAGCGAAUUUCUUCCAAAA
This is a messenger RNA of Dama dama (fallow deer), 3770 nucleotides long. Its product is annotated as 2'-5'-oligoadenylate synthase 1-like. Gene Ontology annotation, cellular component: membrane; cytosol; nucleoplasm. The record is from RefSeq and is a predicted model, not a curated record. Bases 106 to 1182 code for a protein of 358 amino acids. The transcript has 5 exons. Lineage: Eukaryota; Metazoa; Chordata; Mammalia; Artiodactyla; Cervidae. Gene Ontology annotation, molecular function: double-stranded RNA binding; 2'-5'-oligoadenylate synthetase activity. Gene Ontology annotation, biological process: defense response to virus; negative regulation of viral genome replication; regulation of ribonuclease activity.